UAUCUGUCAGUCUGCAGAGCUCGCAUCGAUCUUGGUUUCCUCAUAGAUGGCACUAAUAGUCGCUAUAGAUUUAACAGAAUCCUCAAGAUUGUUUACCAAAUCAUCCGAUAUUUUGACAUCUCCACAAUCUACACCAGGGUGGGCAUCAUUACGUACUCAAGCAGUGCCAUACCCGUCUUUAACUUUAAGCGCCUUACACGGAAAUACGACGUGUUAAGAGCGGUAAGGAAGAUACCUUUUCCACGAGGGAGGUCCUACACCGGACGAGCCUUGCGUUUUGCUGGGACAUACCUGUACUCUACUAGCUCACGGUCCCGAUCCAAAAUACUUGUUGUUCUUACUGGAGAUCAGUCGUUUGACAGCGUCAGUCGCCCAGCUCAGAUGUUAAAGCGAGGUGGCGUGGAGAUUUUUGCGUUUGGGAUGGGUGGAAGGAGAAGUAAUAGAUAUUUGUCUUCCAUAGCGCACGACCGUUACCACGUGUUUAGUGCACGCUCGAGAUUGGGGCUAAGGAAGGUUAUUGAGAAAUUAGUGGCAAAAAUAUGCGCAGCUACUCCAAUCAGAAAACCAACACCCACAGGU
Molecule: messenger RNA, 579 nt
Organism: Porites evermanni
Lineage: Eukaryota; Metazoa; Cnidaria; Anthozoa; Scleractinia; Poritidae
Source: the annotation of a GenBank genome assembly